CUCUCUCUCUCUCUCUGUGUGAAGGCAGAGCCAUGUAUCGUGUUUUGAGGAGCUUGUUAAUAACAAUAAUGAUAGGAUUAGGAAUGAGCACAAGAGGUGCAUUUGGUGCCAAACAUGAGGUUGGAGGGAGCCAAGGAUGGGAACUCUCCACCGAUUUGGAUUCAUGGGCCUCGGCCCAAACCUUCAGAGUUGGGGACCAAUUGGUUUUCAAAUACACCAAGGGAUUACACAGCGUUGUGGAACUGGCAAACAAAAAGGAAUAUGAUGCUUGUGAUUUGAGCAAUGCACUUAGCUCUUUGAGUGAUGGCUCUGAUGUGGUUAAGCUAGACAAGCCUGGACACAAAUAUUUUACCUGUGGAACCAUGGGCCAUUGCCAAGGGGGCAUGAAGCUCAAAGUUAAGGUCCUCUCAACAGAUGAAAAAGCUAGCCCUCAGGCCUCACCCUCCUCUACAUCUUCUUCUCCAACAAUUUCUUCUGCAUUUUAUGCAUACCCACCUUCAUAUAUUAUGAUGAUGGGGCUAAUUUCAGCCAUUCUUUUACUGUUGAGGUGGUAGUGUUUGUGCCUUAUUCAGGGCUUUGUCCAUUAAGUCGCUUAUUUGGCCUUGCUUCUAUUGAGUGGAGAAUUUUGAGUUGAAUUCUUGUAUUUUUUUUCUUUUUUCUUUGAUGUUUUUUUAUUUGAGAGAAUUAUGAGUUCAAUUAUUGUAUUUGUAUUCAUUUGAGGUGUAAUGAUGUUGUCUUAGACAUUGGGAAUCAAUGUUUCUUAUCUUGCA
This is a messenger RNA of Amborella trichopoda, 770 nucleotides long. Its product is annotated as Cupredoxin superfamily protein. Gene Ontology annotation, cellular component: plasma membrane. NCBI's taxonomy places the organism in Eukaryota, Viridiplantae, Streptophyta, Magnoliopsida, Amborellales, Amborellaceae. Gene Ontology annotation, molecular function: electron transfer activity. The record is from RefSeq and is a predicted model, not a curated record.